AUGCUCCCAUCCCAAGCCCUGCGAGCGCGCUCGGCAUGGAAGGGCCCCUUCUUUGUCGCCUUUCCCAACCUGGCCGAGGCACUGAGGGGCAACACACCCAUCCGUACCAAUGCGCGAUUAUGUACCAUUCUUCCCAACUACGUGGGCCUGCGCUUCCUCAUCCACAAUGGCAAGUCGCACGUCCCCAUCUCAAUCACCGAGGAGAUGGUGGGUCACAAGCUGGGAGAAUUUGCUCCUACAAGGAAGCGCUUCCAGUACAAGUUCUCGAAGAACAAGUGA
This is a messenger RNA of Jaminaea rosea, 279 nucleotides long. Its product is annotated as putative mitochondrial ribosomal protein S19. Bases 1 to 279 code for a protein of 92 amino acids. The record is from RefSeq and is a predicted model, not a curated record. Gene Ontology annotation, cellular component: cytosolic small ribosomal subunit; ribosome. Gene Ontology annotation, molecular function: structural constituent of ribosome; RNA binding. NCBI's taxonomy places the organism in Eukaryota, Fungi, Basidiomycota, Exobasidiomycetes, Microstromatales. Gene Ontology annotation, biological process: translation; ribosomal small subunit assembly. The transcript has 2 exons.